Molecule: messenger RNA, 1497 nt
Organism: Onychostruthus taczanowskii (white-rumped snowfinch)
Lineage: Eukaryota; Metazoa; Chordata; Aves; Passeriformes; Passeridae
Gene: ABI2
Product: abl interactor 2
Exons: 10
Coding region: 105-1328 (407 amino acids)
Cellular component (GO): lamellipodium
Molecular function (GO): SH3 domain binding
Source: RefSeq, a predicted model, not a curated record
CAGCAGAUAAGCAGCGAGCCCUGGAAGAAACCAAAGCCUACACAACGCAGUCGUUAGCGAGCGUAGCCUAUCUGAUCAACACUUUGGCCAACAAUGUUCUCCAAAUGCUGGAUAUCCAGGCAUCCCAGCUCCGGCGCAUGGAAUCUUCAAUCAACCACAUUUCACAAACGGUGGACAUUCACAAAGAGAAAGUUGCUAGAAGAGAAAUUGGUAUCUUGACUACAAACAAAAACACCUCAAGAACUCACAAAAUCAUUGCACCAGCUAACUUGGAGCGACCAGUUCGCUACAUCAGGAAACCUAUUGAUUAUACAAUUCUAGAUGAUAUUGGACAUGGAGUGAAGUGGUUGCUUAGAUUUAAGGUCAGCACCCAGAAUAUGAAGAUGGGUGGGCUGCCUCGCACUACACCACCCACCCAGAAGCCACCAAGUCCACCGAUGUCAGGAAAAGGAACUAUUGGGCGGCACUCCCCGUACCGCACGCUGGAGCCGGUGCGGCCCCCGGUGGUGCCCAACGAUUACGUGCCGAGCCCGACGCGCACCAUGGCCCCGGCCCAGCAGAGCCCCGUCAGAACGGCCUCGGUGAACCAGCGCAACCGCACCUACAGCAGCAGUGGCAGUAGUGGAGGAAGCCACCCAAGUAGUCGGAGCAGCAGUCGAGAGAACAGUGGAAGUGGAAGUGUAGGUGUUCCCAUUGCUGUUCCCACACCAUCUCCUCCUAGUGUCUAUCCAGGUCACCCGGUUCAGUUCUACAGCAUGAACAGGCCUGCAGCUCGGCACACGCCCCCAACCAUCGGGGGCUCUUUGCCGUACCGGCGGCCGCCUUCCAUCACAUCGCAGACGAGCCUUCAGAACCAGAUGAACGGGGGCCCCUUCUACAACCAGAACCCUGCAUCCCUUGCUCCUCCUCCCCCCUCCAUCCUACAGGUAACUCCACAGUUACCACUAAUGGGAUUUGUGGCCAGAGUUCAAGAAAACAUUUCAGAUACUCCUCCCCCCCCACCGCCUGUGGACGAGCAGGUGUUUGAUGAGUCUCCACCUCCACCCCCACCUCCAGAGGAUUAUGAGGAGGAGGAAGCAGCAGUGGUGGAGUACAGCGAUCCCUAUGCUGAGGAGGACCCUCCUUGGGCACCGAGGACAUACUUAGAAAAGGUGGUGGCAAUCUAUGACUACACCAAGGACAAGGAAGAUGAGCUCUCAUUUCAGGAAGGUGCCAUCAUUUAUGUCAUCAAGAAAAAUGAUGAUGGCUGGUAUGAGGGGGUCAUGAAUGGCGUGACGGGGCUGUUCCCGGGGAACUAUGUGGAGUCGAUCAUGCAUUACUCAGAGUGAAGACCCGAGGACAGAACACUGCAUCUCCUGCUGCAGGAGCUGUCAGGGCUUCCCAGAUCUCCACCAGCCUCUGGGGCCCCAUCCAGUAUAACUGAAUGAAGGAUAAUUGUAACAACCACUCUUUUGGGUUUGGUUUGGUUUUUUUUUCUUUUCCCCUCUCAUGAUAAGA